Messenger RNA from Nycticebus coucang (slow loris), 7634 nucleotides. It is a transcript of the gene FAM180A, whose product is annotated as family with sequence similarity 180 member A. The transcript has 3 exons. Bases 2967 to 3833 code for a protein of 288 amino acids. NCBI's taxonomy places the organism in Eukaryota, Metazoa, Chordata, Mammalia, Primates, Lorisidae. The record is from RefSeq and is a predicted model, not a curated record.
CAUCUCUCGUACAGGCCAUUUUCGUGGUUUUUCCAUUCUGAUCCCAGACCUUACUGGGCAGCGCAUGGAAGUGUUACCAUCCAGUAACUAUGUGACCUUACUUAUUGAUCCUUUCUACACUUUAGGUUGCUAUAUAUAAAAUGGACUCUUUUACUAUCUAUGGAACAAACUUGCUAGAAAAUUGAAUGAGAUAAGACAAGGUGUGUGGUCAGAGAUCGAUAACUAAGCUGGAAGGUCGACUGAGAGAUACAGGUCAGCCCUGGAGAGUUCAGAGUGAAGACGCACUUGACAAGUGCUGUCUUAAGCAGAGCACCCUCCCUAAAGUAUUCUUUACGUGAUCAACAACUUUGGGAACUCCACUGUUGUGGUUUUACUGUGCUCUGCUACAAAAGGCAGUGCUAUUUCUCUGCCAGUCUCAACCAGUGCCUGCAGAAUUGCAGCAGGAGCAAGAGAAACAUGAAAAGAAAAGAAAAAUCGGGCGGCGCCUGUGGCUCAGUCGGUAAGGCGCCAGCCCCAUAUGCCGAGGGUGGCGGGUUCAAACCCGGCCCCGGCCAAACUGCAACCAAAAAAUAGCCGGGCGUUGUGGCGGGCGCCUGUAGUCCCAGCUACUCGGGAGGCUGAGGCAAGAGAAUCGCUUAAGCCCAGGAGUUGGAGGUUGCUGUGAGCUGUGUGAGGCCACGGCACUCUACCAAGGGCCAUAAAGUGAGACUCUGUCUCUACAAACAAACAAACAAAAAAAAAAAUUCAGUACUGUAUUCUAGGCCAGGGUUUUCCAAGACUUUACUCAGGCUAAGUGACUGCAGAUGUGUUUUGCCUCCUGGUGCCCAGGUGCAGUGUUGGGUGGAGGCCUAGCUCAUCAUCUUAUGAAAUGAAGCUAGUUGCCCACAUGUUCUCUUCCAGUCCCAAUCCAGAAGCGAAUCCUCACGCUAGCUUAGUAAUCAGUAGGUGAUAGUUUGAAGACUUGAGCCUGCAGAUGAAGAAGUCCAAGACCGGAGUCCAAGGUCAUGAUUUGUGGUCCAGAUUCGCCUAUCUUCCUUCCUCAGUCCCCUCCUCACUCAGGGGAGCAUCGGAGCCUCAAUCAACAAAUGCAGAUUAACAAAGUACAGAGAGAAAGCUGUAUGUAGAAAACUGUUUCCAGAAGCAGGGAUAGUUAAGCAGUAAAACUAACUGUAUGAAUAAAAAGCAAAUAUGUGCAGGAGUCAGCUUAUAGGGGCUUCCUGAGAACUCACUGCUAAUAUUUCAGAAAGCUUGCAAGCCUCUUAUUAGAUUAUCUGUAGUUUAAAAUUAGCCCUGGUGGGAUUAUUUUCAGGGGUCCCUCCUGCCCCUCCAGAACCAGUUUUCUAGCUGUUUACUAGUUUACUAGUUUACUCCACAAAGGAGCUCCCAACAAUAAGGCUUUGAGGUCGACCAGGAGCAGUAGUUUUGCAUUCAGGCUAUGGAAUCAGGUUUAAAUCCCAGCUCCACUAGCUCGGUGACCUCAGGCAAAUAACCCCUCAGAGCCUAUUUCUUCAUGUGGAUAUAUGACAGCUCACCUGUAUUGACUGCCUACUAUGUGCCAUACAGUAUUGUGAGCAUCCAUACAAAUUAUUCAUUGAUUCCUCACAACUCUAUGAAGAAAAGCUACUAUUAUUCCCACUCCACAGAUGAGAAAAAUCAAGACCGAGAGAGAUUAACUCUACCAAGAUCACACAGCCUGUAAAUGACAGAGCCGAGAUUCAAAGGCAGGCAUCUGGCCUCAGAGCCUGCCCUAUCACCUUCUACCCCACACUUCCUGGCCCUGCAGCCCCUGGCCUCAUGUGGCUAUUGAGUACUUGAAAUGUGGCUGGUCUGAAUCUCAGGUGUGAGAUACACCUUAGAUUUCAACAACAUAAUGUAAAAUAAAAUAUAAAACACCUUGUUACUAUUUACUAUAUUGCAGAAAUAAUAAUGCUUUGGACAUAUUGUGUUAAAUAAAAGGCAUCAUUAUAAUUAAUCGCACCUGUUUCUUUUUACAUUUUUAAGUUGGGUACUUGAAGCUUAUAGAUUACUUUUCUGACUCGCUUUGUCUCUCUGUUCAGGGGAGGCAUCCUGAAUGUGAGAGAUCCCUGUGCACAGGUGUGCACACUAAACCAGUUCUCACAAGGAGCGCCCCUAGCACGGUGUCUGGAACAAAUGAAGCACCAAUAGCUAUUACUAACAUCAGUGAGAUCAGUGGUUUCCAAAUUUUAUAGUCCAGUUUUUCUUUUUUUCCAAACAGCUCCUUAUAUUAGAUAAAAAGAGUAGAGGAGAUUGACAGAGGUGACCCUCGAGGACCUGUCUGCCACAGCCAUUCCCCCUGGACACCACCUCCACGGGUUGGAAACACACAGGAGGAAGUAAUCUUUCAAUGUCCCCAAGUGCCCGCUCUCCCUGUCUGUAAUUUUGGAGAAGGUAAGGCAGUUGGCACUGGACAAAAUCAAGGUGUCGACAGCAGUAUAUUAAAAUGAUCACGGAAAAACACAACCAUUUUGCUUGAGAGAUUCAAAGUGGUUUGGUCCCAAGUCUAGGCACACUCCAGAAAGGGGGGCAUCCUGAAUAUGAAUGGGGCCACCUCUGGGCUCCUGAGUCGUAACCUAUCCAGGUUCACAGUUGACACCAAGGCACCAUGUCAUUGCCACAUGUCUGCUACUGCCCAGUCCGCCCACUCCCCAGAUCCUGGCAGGCCCUGGGCCUGGCUCCAGGCACCAACAUUCUAGGUCUAGAUCCAGGAAGGACCAACAGUGACACUCCACCCAGGCACUACAAUGACUUUGCUGUCCUGAAGGCAACUCUGGGCCCAGCUAGCCAGGGUGUCCGCCAGCCAGGCUCCUGGCUCUCCCUCCAACCCUCACCCCUGGCUCUGGUGCAGUAUGUGUGGACGGGGAGAGCGGCCAACUCUCCACCAGGCUCUUUAGCAAGUUCCACGGGUCUGUUUGUUAAAGAAAAAUUCCAGUGGGUGCAUCCAACACAUGGAACUCAAGUACAGAAAUUAUAUUUAUCCACGCCACUGCCAAGGAGAUCACAUGCCCCGUGAGUCACUCCAGAUGUGCUCAAAAACAGAGUCUCUCUGUGGAAGCCCGGUCCCCCAAUCCCGGAGAGAGUUGGCUGAAAAGAGGUACCGACUCCUGUCCCACCCAGGACGCAGCCCUUGGCCUCCACCCUUCUUGGGCAGGGGAGACAUCUGUGCACUUCUGCAAAAGGGAAGGGUGGGAAGCACGCUGUCUUCUCUCUGGGAGAGUCGGCACAGGCGUACCUGUGACGGCUGUGGUCCCACUGGCUGUGAGGGUCAAUCUUUCAUCUUUUUGGAGGACCAGAUGCAUUGGAACACGUUGCUGCUUCUGCUGGUGUAUUACAAUGCUCAGGCGACUGUGUCCCACGGGUGGUGCAGGGCCGCGCUCUUCCCUGCUGCCCACCGGCCCAAGAGGUCGUCCUCCAUGCCACUGAACCCCGUCCUGCAGACCUCCCUGGAGGAAGUGGAGCUGCUCUAUGAGUUCCUGCUGGCCGAACUUGACAUCAGCCCUGACCUGAAGGUCUCCAUCAAGGACGAAGAGCUCGCCUCUCUGCGGAAGGCCUCAGACUUCCGCACCAUCUGCAAUGAUGUGAUUCCCAAGCGCAUCCCAGACAUCCGCAGGCUCCACGCCAGCCUCUCCAACCACCCUGGCAUCCUCAAGAAAGAAGACUUUGAAAGGACAGUGCUGACUCUCGCCUACACGGCCUACCGCACAGCCCUGUCCCACGGCUAUCAGAAGGACAUUUGGGCCCAGGCCCUCAUCAGCCUCUUCCAGGCCCUGAGACAUGACUUGAUGCGGUCCUCACGUCCUGGAGUGCCUCCCUGAGAGCCUGGCCCACACCAGGACCUGGGAACAGGGGCUAGCAUUCACAGUGACCCAGAAAGUCUUCAUUCUCGACUCCAUCUACAGAGACCAGCAACGAAACACGCACCACCAACACAGAGUGGCAGAGACAAAAUCAGAGUAGCCCCAAUUCUUCUUUGCCCCUUGUAGCUUCCUGGUAGACACAUCUGAUUCAUGCCAUAAGGUGACCUGGGUUGGAAGAAAGGGCUGCAGUGGUGAUCCCAGAUGCAUCCGGAGGGGGAAUGUGUCCCCGGCGACAUGCAGAAGUCUGAAAUACGCCAUCAACACAGAGUGAUUGCUACACACACCCAAAAGUGCCAACAGACCUAGAGGAGACAGCACAGGGGUUUGGGCAUGUCAGGAAGAUGGGGCACAUGUUUCUUUUGUCCUAAGGGACCAGAGUGCUAGGCUGAAUGAACUUUUUUUUUUCCAGAGGUUCUCUAGCAAAUAUAAAAUAACUAGAGCUAUACCCAAACAAAUAUAUUAUUAGCCAUGGAUACAUUUCUUGACUUUUCCUAAAGCCACCAAGAAGAAUCAGUUAGAAAAUCGGUAAGGUUAUGACCUGUAUCUCUUAACUCUUCUUUUCUGAAAACUGGUCUAACAGAAGAAAAACAGGAAGGGGACCCACAGAAAUGCCACCAGUCCAGUUCCAGUCAUGCCGUGUCUUUGGACAGAGAAGCCAAGCUAAGGCUGAGAGGGUCCUCCCAGUGAACGAGGUGCUCCCACGCCCAGGCCUGUCUUAAUGCCAAAAUGAUUUCAUACAGCAUCAUCAGAGAACUAAGUGCUCCAAAUGAAAAUAAUUUUCAGAGGACAGAAUUCUACUCUUUCAGAUACCAACAUUUUCAUUUUAGAAAUACUGACUCAAUAUCUGUUUACCUUAUAUAUAUGACACGCAUGCCUUAAGCUUUUAUUUAAUCUCUUAAAAUAAUCAUUAGAAAUAUUCUGGGCGGCGCCUGUGGCUCAAGGAGUAGGGCGUUGGUCCCAUAUGCCGGAGGUGGCAGGUUCAAACCUAGCCCUGGCCAAAAAAAAAAAGAAAGAAAUAUUCUAAUGAAGGCGUUGAAAAAAAUCUCUAAAAUUCCUUCUAUCUAUGAAAUUUCUGCAAUCAUUUGACUGUCAGAUACUACGAUACUACAAGGGGGCCAUCUGCAUCUGAAAAGUCUGCUGGACCGUCUGUUCCAACCCUGAGAGAUCUCAGGCAGGCUUUGCUAACUCUGUGUCCGGCUCUAAGUUUUUUUGCCAAUCCCCUCCCCCAAUCAGGCCAUUAGACUGCAUCAUCUGUUACCAAUAUAACCUGCCUUUCACUGUUAUAAUUUCAUAUUAAAUAAGAGUUAAGACGAAGGAGUUCAGAGCCAAGCACCUGGGUUCUAAUAAGGGCACCAGCUCAGAGAUCUUUCUGGCUUCUCCCAAGUUCAUAGAUGGGGUCUGGAGGCUAAAGCUGCAAGAUCUCUGAUCUUUGAGUGAGUGAGGAUCCAUAGAGCUAAAUUUGAUUCUGAAAUGGGUAUUUAACAAUCAUCAUUUGAUGAUGAUCAGGUCUGGACUUCUGCAAACUCUUUGAACAAAUGAGCUUUGCCUAGCAGCACAAGCUGUGUGAACUUUCUGGAGAAAUCCUAGGAUGCCAGAGGAAAGUCUUCACCAUCAUCAGAGAAAAAUACAACUGUGCCUCCUGAUAGUCUCAGGCCCAGAAAAUCAAUGACUGUCUCUCUUUCACUCCCUCAAAUGCAGGUUCUGGUCCAUGUUUUUUUGUUCAUUCUUUCUUUCUCUUUCUAAUGUCACAUGUUCUCUCCAACAUGGUCACUUGGUUUGUCUUCUUUUCAUUUCGGUUGGUGUCUCUGCUGCUCUAUCUUCAGGCCCAGUUCUGAUAUCUUUCUAUCUUUUCUUGAUGCAUUUGCAAGUUUCCUCUGGUUGCCUCUUGCUCUGUCUCUGCCUGCCUGUACGCUGCCUCUCACUGUCGUUCACUUUCCUCUGAGUAUCACUGUCUGCAUUAAACAAAAGCCGACAGACAGGCAGACAGAGUUGAGAUCAUCUGGGGCAGAUUCACCUGCUAGCCCACCUUCACUGUUGGCGCUUUUCCUAGAUGUGGAGUGGGGAGUGGAACGUUGAUGGCCUCUAUCCCUAGACAUUGUGCAAUACCCUGACAGUCAGAGUCUUGACAUUGUGCAAUACCCUGACAGUGAGAGUCUUGACAUUGUGCAAUUCCCUGACAGUGAGAGUCUUGACAUUGUGCAAUUCCCUGACAGUCAGAGUCUUGCGUGCAGCCUGGGAGUCCACUGCCCUGAGAGUGGAUCUGAGAGCUGCCGUAUGCUCAGAAUCAUCAGAUAGACCAGCUGCCAGAUGGCUUCUCCCAGUGUUAGGAGAUCUCUAAAUGAGAGGAUGGGUCCCAGGACCACAGUAACAAUGGUAGUUCAUUCAGCCAACAACAAAAACAUCAAAGGUACUCUGUAUUCAUAAAUUGCAAUGUGAAAUUUAUGUGGCAAUCAAUGACUUAAAAAAAUGGAAAAAAAUAAGGAUACAACUUUUUGAAAGACAAAUGAAGACUUCAUUUGCAGAAAACAGAUUCUUAAAUACUAUUUUAAUCUGAAUACAUAUUAAAUAUAUAUAAAUACACAAUACAUAUAACCCAUGAAAAAUUUUAUAGAAAUGACUUCACUAACAUGCAGAAUGAAAUAUAGUAGAACCUCCACAGUUGACCACAUCCCUAUGUUGACCACCUCCUUAAGUUGACCUAAUUUUUAUAGACUGGAUGUAUCCACGUGUUCAGCAGGCUUAGUUCCUUAUGUUGACCACUCCCUAUGUUGGCCAGCUGUUAUAGUCCCUUGGGUGGUCAACUUACAGAGGCUCUACUAUAUUAUGCUCACCACCAUCACCACCAUCCAAAAAACCCAACUUUUUGCCCAAUCAACAAUAGGGCCAGAGAGAAUAGGGCCAGACAGGCCAGAGAGAAAUAGACUCUCCCAUUUGGUCUCAUUACUGCCAUGAUUUACAUACCCUCAGGUAUGACUGGGUCACAUUUACUCAUAGGAAAAACUUGGGAGUAAGAUUCUUAUAGUGGAAACUUGCCCAUGAUGUAUGGAACCAUUUCUGCCAUUUUGAUUCUGCUGAGAAAUUUUAGGACCUAAAAACCCUGCAAGUUACCUCUGUAGUCAGCAUCCUUGUGUCUACCUCCAGGGCCACUCAAAAGAGACACUGACAAACAUCUCGGGGCUAAAAUUUUCAUUGCUCCGUCAUCUCACCUAGAAGCUAAUGAAUCAGUCAAAAGUAUACUAUUUCUUUCAGUAAACUGGUCUAAAGUUAAAUGCUUGAUAAAUGACUUUGUAUAAUAAUCCUUAUUUUCCCAGUCCAUUAUAAUGUCUUCCUUUUCCUUUUUCUAUUGUGUAAAACACAUGUACACAUAACCCAAAAUUUGCUCUCUGAACCAUUUUUAAGCAUAGAGUACAAUAGUGUUAAUAGAAUGUACAUUGUUGUACAUUCACAGACGUCUAGAACUUUUCCAUCUUGAAAAACUGAAAUUCCAUGUCCACUGAAGAACUCCCCUUUGCCCUUUCCCCCCAGCCCUGGGCAGCCAUCAUUUUACUUUCUGUUUUUUAAGAGUUUGAUUGCUUUAGAUACCUCAUACAAGUGGAAUCUGCCUUACAUUUCUUGAGCAUUGGAUUCUGGAAAGUGUUUUCUUCACCUGAAAAAUGGAUAGGGUCCUGAUGGAGAACUACUGGCCUUACUGUACCAUUAGCUUUACCUAGUUUUAUUUAACAAUAUUCAUCUACGGUGGAAUAAAAAUGUCAUGAUGAA